Nerophis ophidion (straightnose pipefish) is the source of this 8526-nucleotide messenger RNA. Its product is annotated as glypican-6-like. Gene Ontology annotation, biological process: regulation of protein localization to membrane; regulation of signal transduction; cell migration. The record is from RefSeq and is a predicted model, not a curated record. The coding region runs from base 302 to 1963 and encodes 553 amino acids. The transcript has 9 exons. Gene Ontology annotation, cellular component: cell surface; extracellular region; plasma membrane. Lineage: Eukaryota; Metazoa; Chordata; Actinopteri; Syngnathiformes; Syngnathidae.
CUCCUCACACCCGCGCUUUGCUUGCACUUGAACGCAGCACGCCGGGCUCUGCCUGCAAGUUGACAGAGAACAGCAGGGACUAUAAAGACUGUCUUCUCCGGAUCCAUGCAGCACCUCCAUGCGGUGCACGGGGAGGGGGGCUCUUAAUGAAUCACCCUCUGCAGUUGCUCCUCCUCAGGGAAAUGUGCAGCCUGCCACUGAUUGAGUAAAAGGUCCAAGUCGUCAAGUGCAGGUGCACGACCGGGUGUUGUUGAUUUUUUUUUUUUUUUUUAACACUGCAGGAUAUUCUUCCAAGUCCACCAUGCUCAGACUGGAGACUCUGGUUUGCACUUUUUCCGCGCUGUGCAUCGCAGCCAAAGCAGAAUUGAAAGCGAGGAAUUGCAGCGAAGUGAUGGAGGUUUGUGCAGCCAAGGGCUUCAGCUUCGUGCAUGUUCCCCUGCAGGAGAUCUCAGGUGAGCAUCUUCGAGUGUGUCCGCAGGGAAACACGUGUUGCACUCAAGAAAUGGAGGACGCCUUUGGCCAGCGGAGUAAACAGGAGUUUGGCGAUCUGGUUGAAGAGAUAAGUCAUGACUUGAGAAGCAUCUUUGUCUCCAGGCAUCAGAAGUUUGAUGAAUUCUUCCUGGAGCUUCUGGACAACACGGAGAGGUCCCUAAACGAGAUGUUUGUGAGGACUUACGGCAAGCCUUACAUGCAGAAUGCAGAGGUUUUCGAGAACCUUUUCGCCGAGCUGAAACGCUACUACACGGGCGGGAAUGUCAACCUGGAGGAAAUGCUGAAUGACUUUUGGUCUCGCCUGCUGGAGCGCAUGUUCACCUUGCUCAAUUCCCAGUACGUCAUCACCGAGGACUACCUGGAGUGUAUCAGCAAGUACACUGACCAGCUCAAGCCCUUUGGAGAUGUACCUCGUAAGCUGAAGGCUCAGGUCACCAGGGCGUUCAUCGCGGCCCGCACUUUUGUCCAAGGACUCUCUGUUGGCCGGGAGGUGGCUCAGAGAGUGUCUAAGGUGAGCAGCACUCCGGCGUGCAUGCGAGCGAUGACAAAGAUGUCGUACUGCCACUUCUGUCAAGGCAUGCCGGCCAUUAAGCCCUGCAAGAACUACUGCCUCAAUGUAAUGAAGGGCUGCCUGGCCAAUCAAGCCGACCUGGACUCCGAGUGGAACCAUUACAUCGAUGCCAUGCUGCUGGUGGCUCAGAGACUGGAAGGACCGUUCAACAUAGAAUCUGUCAUGGACCCCAUUGAUGUGAAGAUCUCCGAGGCCAUCAUGAACAUGCAAGAUAACAGCGCCCAGGUCUCCUACAAGGUCUUUCAAGGUUGCGGCCAGCCAAAACCCUCAGGAAUGAGUAGGUCUACCCGUGGCGUACCGGAUGUGUUCAACGCCCGCUUCAGGCCGUACAACCCGGAGGAGCGUCCCACCACGGCCGCUGGCACCAGCCUCGACAGACUGGUGGUCGAUAUUAAAGGUAAACUGAAGCAGUCAAAGAAGUUUUGGUCCAGUCUGCCUGAGGAGAUGUGCGCCGACACCAGACUGACUGCAGGGAAUGUCACUGAAGACCAAUGCUGGAAUGGACACACCAAGGGGAGGUAUUUCCCCGAAGUGGUAACGGAUGGCCUGACCAACCAGGUGAAUAACCCAGAGGUCACCGUCGACAUCACCCGUCCAGACACCUUCAUCCGUCAGCAGAUCAUGGCUCUUAGGGUUAUGACCAACAAGCUGAAGAACGCCUACAACGGGAACGACAUCUAUUUCCAGGACUCAAGCGACGAGGGCAGCGGUUCAGGCAGCGGCAGCGGCUGCACAGAGGCCUGCCCUACGGACGCGGAUGUGCCCGCUUCCGAGGCCCCUCUCGUGGAAGCAGACCGGAGCGAGCCGAUGGGCGGCGCCUCUUCAAUCCGCGUGCCCCAUCUAGGCCUUCUAACUACUCUGGCCCUUUCAACCUCGGCUCUCCACCUGCAUUGGAGAUAAUGCUGGGAGGAAAAACGGAUGGGGACAUACCAGACCGUACUCUGUCUGCAGGUGUGUAUGCUCGAGGGGAGAAAAAAAAAAAAAAGAGCAGUCACCCGUUGAUAUUCCCGCUUUCCCAAAGAAUGCACAGUGCCAUCCGUAGACUUUCACGGCAUCAACGCUGAUGCCGAUUCCACAAACUCUGCUGCAGAGAUUAAAACUAUUUUAUAAAUAUAUAAAAUACUCUUUGCACUUAUGACAGACAUUAUUGUCUGUCUCUGUGUAAAAAAAAAAAUAUAUAGCACGCACUUUCAUGGUUUUCUAUAUUUGUGUUAAAGGGGACGUUUAACUGUCAAAGCAUUUCAAAUGUUAUUGAUAAAUAAAGGUGGCACCAAAUGUUAUAUUCCAUUUGAAACGCAAUGGAUUGGAAUGGAAAUAGUCAAGGGUGCAGAAGUGAGUGUUUCCCUCACAUUUCAGCAGCCAUGUUUCAUUAUAUCAGGGCUGUCAAACUCACUUUCAUCGUGGGUCUCAUCACGUUUGCAACUGCAAAAUAUAUAUACACUAUAUUGCCAAAAGUAUUUGGCCACCUGCCUUGAGUCACGUAUGAACUGGAAGUGCCAUCCCAUUCCUGACCUGCGGGGUUCAAUAUGAUGUUGGUCCACCUUUUGCAGAUAUUAGAGCUUCAACUUUUCUGGGAAGGCUGUCCACAAGAUUGCGGACUGUGUUUAUAGGAAUGUUCAACCAUUCUCUUAAAAGCGCAUUGGUGAGGUCACACACUGAUGUUGGUCGAGAAGGCCUGGCUCUCAGUCUCCGUUCUAAUUCAUCUCAAAGGUUCAGGUCAAGACUCUGUGCAGGCCAGUCAAGUUCAUCCACACCAGUCAUCCAUGUCUUUAUGGACCUUGCGGAGUGUGUUAAUAGGAAUGUUCAACCAUUCUCCCAAAAGCGCAUUGGUGAGGUCACACACUGAUGUUGGUCGAGAAGGCCUGGCUCUCAGUCUCCGUUCUAAUUCAUCUCAAAGGUUCAGGUCAAGACUCUGUGCAGGCCAGUCAAGUUCAUCCACACCAGUCAUCCAUGUCUUUAUGGACCUUGCGGAGUGUGUUAAUAGGAAUGUUCAACCAUUCUCCCAAAAGCGCAUUGGUGAGGUCACACACUGAUAUUGGUCGAGAAGGCCUGGCUCUCAGUCUCCGUUCUAAUUCAUCUCAAAGGUUCAGGUCAGGACUCUGUGCAGGCCAGUCAAGUUCAUCCACACCAGUCAUCCAUGUCUUUAUGGACCUUGCGGAGUGUGUUAAUAGGAAUGUUCAACCAUUCUCCCAAAAGCGCAUUGGUGAGGUCACACACUGAUGUUGGUCGAGAAGGCCUGGCUCUCAGUCUCCGUUCUAAUUCAUCUCAAAGGUUCAGGUCAGGACUCUGUGCAGGCCAGUCAAGUUCAUCCACACCAGUCAUCCAUGUCUUUAUGGACCUUGCGGAGUGUGUUAAUAGGAAUGUUCAACCAUUCUCCCAAAAGCGCAUUGGUGAGGUCACACACUGAUGUUGGUCGAGAAGGCCUGGCUCUCAGUCUCCGUUCUAAUUCAUCUCAAAGGUUCAGGUCAAGACUCUGUGCAGGCCAGUCAAGUUCAUCCACACCAGUCAUCCAUGUCUUUAUGGACCUUGCGGAGUGUGUUAAUAGGAAUGUUCAACCAUUCUCCCAAAAGCGCAUUGGUGAGGUCACACACUGAUGUUGGUCGAGAAGGCCUGGCUCUCAGUCUCCGUUCUAAUUCAUCUCAAAGGUUCAGGUCAGGACUCUGUGCAGGCCAGUCAAGUUCAUCCACACCAGUCAUCCAUGUCUUUAUGGACCUUGCGGAGUGUGUUAAUAGGAAUGUUCAAUCAUUCUCCCAAAAGCGCAUUGGUGAGGUCACACACUGAUGUUGGUCGAGAAGGCCUGGCUCUCAGUCUCCGUUCUAAUUCAUCUCAAAGGUUCAGGUCAGGACUCUGUGCAGGCCAGUCAAGUUCAUCCACACCAGUCAUCCAUGUCUUUAUGGACCUUGCGGAGUGUGUUAAUAGGAAUGUUCAAUCAUUCUCCCAAAAGCGCAUUGGUGAGGUCACACACUGAUGUUGGUCGAGAAGGCCUGGCUCUCAGUCUCCGUUCUAAUUCAUCUCAAAGGUUCAGGUCAAGACUCUGUGCAGGCCAGUCAAGUUCAUCCACACCAGUCAUCCAUGUCUUUAUGGACCUUGCGGAGUGUGUUAAUAGGAAUGUUCAACCAUUCUCCCAAAAGCACAUUGGUGAGGUCACACACUGAUGUUGGUCGAGAAAGCCUGGCUCUCAGUCUCCGUUCUAAUUCAUCUCAAAGGUUCAGGUCAAGACUCUGUGCAGGCCUGUCAAGUUCAUCCACACCAGUCAUCCAUGUCUUUAUGGACCUAUGUCAUGUUGGAGGAGGAAAGGGCUCUCUCCAAACUGUUCCCACAAGGUUGGGAGCAUGGAAUUGUCCACAAAUUGUUGGUAUCCUGGAGCAUUCAAAGUUCCCUUCACUGGAACUAAGGGGCCAAGCCCUGAAAUACAACCCCACACCAUAAUUCCUCUGCGUACCCCUGUAUGUCAGGUUAUCUGGCCUUGCACUUGGUGGCUGAGUUGCUGUUGUUCCCAAAUCCUGCCAUUUUCUUAAAAUAAAGCCGACAGUUGACUUUGGAAUAUUUAGGAGCGAGGAAAUUUUACGACUGGAUUUGUUGCACAGGUGGCAUCCUAUGAUAGUUCCACGCUGGAAAUCACUGAGAGCGGCCCAUUCUUUCACAAAUGUUUGUACAAACGUUUGUAGAAACAGUCUCCAUGUCUAAGUGCUUGAUUUUAUACACCUGUCCUAAAACGAUUAGAACACCUGAUUCUUAUCAUUUGGAUAGGUGGCCAAAUACUUUUGGCAAUAUGGUGUGUUAUGCGUAUAACUUAUCUCGGUUUAUUUACAAUUGACCUUGUAUUUGAUUGUCAUUGCUUACCAACACACUAAUGGAGAACAUCACAAGUCAACCUGAUUUAUUGUAGAAUUUCAAAAAAGUCUUGUAUUUGACCAGCACAAUUUGAAAGACCUGUUGCAUAAAAUAAUGGAACAAUAGUCCGCUCAGAAUAAUACAUUUUUUAUAUGUCAAAAUUGAAAUUUCAUUUAGCAAGAUUUUUUAUUUAUUUUUUUGUAUUUCCAAGAUUUCAUAGGCCACAUAAAAUGAUGUGCCCCCCAGGCCUUGAGUUUGACCCCUAUGGUGUAUUUUCUCAAUCCUAAAAUAAUACAAUUGGAUGUACCCUAGAGUAGUUGGUGUACACGUUUGACACCCCUGAUCUAAUCCCUUCAAACCAGAACCAGUUGUGUCCCCCCCUACUUCUGAAGUUCAAAUCCUGUCCCUGCUGAAGGUAAAAUGCCAUGUUGCUGUGUGAAAGUGCACACAAAGAGUCAGGUUCGAACACUGAUGACAUCUAUUAAACAGACAAAGAAGCAAGGAAUCAAACAGAGACAGAAUUAAAUUUGGCUCAAUUGAGGAGAAACGUCUGGCCUGUACUCUUGUACUCUUGUACGCAUCCUCUUUUAUUUGAACUUUCCCUGAUUACAUGGCAACAGCUGUUUCUAAAGGAAGGGGGUCAUACAGCCGCUACCUUUGGUCACAAAACAGUUCAAAGAAAAGGUGCCUGGAGGGGAGUCAGGCUCCUCUCCGCUUUGCAGAUCUCUGGUCAAGACAAAAUCUUCCUGUGGAUUACAAUACAUCAAAGAAACCGACACCCUCAUGUCGCUCCCCAUCCUACAGAGAGGAGUUUUACAAGCCUGUUGAUUGGUAAGAUCAAAGACAGCUUUUGUCUGCUCGCCGGGAACUCAUUGAAACACACAACUUAGGUACAAUUAUUCCGACACAAAGUUUAAUCGAUAUCCCACGUUGUUGCAUUUCUGUAUAAAAGGUUGUCUUUUUUUAUUUUUAUUUUUGCUUCAUCAACACCCCAGAUGCAGUGGGAAAGACGUGUUUGAUUUUGACUACAGUCUCAUGAAUACACUGAUUGUAGGUUCGAAUCCCCAAAACGGCAGUCCCUGAAAUGUAGUACUUUGCACAUCCCAGAGUGUGGCAUUUCUAUCGAAGUAGCAGCACAAUAAUGCCGAAUGUGAGGGCGAUUGUUGAGAGUGGAAGCUUCAAAAAUGCAAAGAAAAGGGUCUUGUCUGGGAAGCCUGAAUGCUGCUGGAAGGCGGGCUGCGAGGCGACCACAGUCACCUGUGAAAUGAGAAUCCGUGGAGAGUGGAGAGCCGACAGGCCUGAAUGCCUCUUGUCAGCAGAAGGUGUGUUUGUGCACACAACCCCGAGAGAGCUACCAUUAGCUUGUCUUCAUCCCAUAAACAUGUACAGUGCCAAUUUAUAUUAAAACAAAUAUUCUGUAAAUCAGGGGUCUCAAACUCAAUUUACCUGGGGUCCACUGGAUGCAGAAACUGGGUGAGGCUAGGCCGCAAGACAAGAUGUCUUUAAAUAAUCUAAUAUGCACUUUUUAAUGAAUUCACCUUCUUUGAAUGGCUUAUUUUAAAUUGCCUUUCAAAUGUCUAUUCUUGCUGUUGGAUUUUAUCAAAUAAAUUUCCCCCCAAAAAUGUGACUUAUACUCCAGUGAGACGUAUACAUCAAUCAAUCGAUUAAUCGAUGUUUACUUAUAUAGCCCUAAAUCACUAGUGUCUCAAAGGGCUACACAAACCACUACGACAUCCUCGGUAGGCCCACAUAAGGGCAAGGAAAACUCACACCCAGUGGGACAUCGGUGACAAUGAUGACUAUGAGAACCUUGGAGAGGAGGAAAGCAAUGGAUGUCGAGCGGGUCUAACAUGAUACUGUGAAAGUUCAAUCCACAAUGGAUCCAACACAGUCGCGAGAGUCCAGUCCAAAGCGGAUCCAACACAACAGCGAGAGUCCCGUUCACAGCGGAGCCAGCAGGAAACCAUCCCAAGCGGAGGCGGAUCAGCAGCGCAGAGAUGUCCCCAGCCGAUACACAGGCAAGCAGUACAUGGCCACCGGAUCGGACCGGACCCCCUCCACAAGGGAGAGUGGGACAUAGAAGGAAAAGAAAAGAAACGGCAGAUCAACUGGUCUAAAAAGGGAGUCUAUUUAAAGGCUAGAGUAUACAAAUGAGUUUUAAGGUGAGACUUAAAUGCUUCUACUGAGGUGGCAUCUCGAACUGUUACCGGGAGGGCAUUCCAGAGUACUGGAGCCCGAACGGAAAACGCUCUAUAGCCCGCAGACUUUUUUGGGGCUUUGGGAAUCACUAAUAAGCCGGAGUCCUUUGAACGCAGAUUUCUUGCCGGGACAUAUGGUACAAUACAAUCGGCAAGAUAGGAUGGAGCUAGACCGUGUAGUAUUUUAUACGUAAGUAGUAAAACCUUAAAGUCACAUCUUAAGUGCACAGGAAGCCAGUGCAGGUGAGCCAGUACAGGCGUAAUGUGAUCAAACUUUCUUGUUCUUGUCAAAAGUCUAGCAGCCGCAUUUUUUACCAACUGUAAUCUUUUAAUGCAACAGCCAUACAGGUCACACAGAGGGUGGCCGAAUAAACAACUUUAACACUGUUACAAAUAUGCGCCACACUGUGAACCCACACCAAACAAGAUUGACAAACACAUUUUUGGGAGAACAUCCAAAACACAACAUAAACACAAAAAAACAAAUACCCAGAAUCCAAUGCAGUCCUAACUCAUCUGGGGUACAAUAGCGCCACACUGUGAACAAACACCAAACCAGAUUGACAAACACAUUUUGGGAGAACAUCCAAAACACAACAGAACAAAUACCCAGAAUCAAAUGCAGCCCUGACUCUUCCGGGCUACAAUAGGGAGCGGGGUUGGAGGGGGGGUGUUUAUUGUAGCCUGGAAUAGUUAGGGCUGCAUGGGAUUCUGGGUAUUUGUUAUGUUGUGUUACGAUGCGGAUGUUCUCCCCAAAUGUGUUUGUCAUUCUUGUUUGGUGUGGGUUCACAGUGUGGCGCAUAUUUGUAACAGUGUUAAAGUUGUUUAUAUGGCCACCCUCAGUGUGACCUGGGUGGCUGUUGAUCAACUAUGUCUUGCAGUCGCUUACGGAGUCUAAAAGUAUUUACAACAACAUGCGGCUAGGCUGGCACGCCUUUUAGGCAGUGUCACCAAAGUAAUAAUAUUGUUGUUAGGGUGAAAUUCGAGAAAAUGAUUAUCCCCGGAGGGGCACUGACAUUGGGAGUCUCCCGAGGAAAAUCGAGGGUAUAAAAGUAUGACGCUGUAAAGCGCCAUUGAUGUGAAACUCGCAGGCCGCACCAACAUUUAAUUUUCACAUCAAGGUGCGGGCCGGAAAAUAACGUGUUUGAGACCCCUGCUUUAAAUGAUGACUUCACACAGAAUGCUCUUUUCAAAGCCUUUAAUGGUUUCAUAUUUUUCCAAAGAAAUGUUGCAAAAAGAAUCUGGAAAAAAAGGAAAUACAAUACUUUGGGUCAACUUUUUUUUUUUUUUUACCAAGUUGUUUUACGACGUUACAUUGAAAUAAAGAUGAGCAAAUCUGCCUUACUUGUCAAUGCAAUUAAAGGUGAUUGCAUCCAAUGUUUUUUUUUUUUUUUUUGUACUGUUCUGGAGAAUAAAUAUUUGUUAAAAACA